AUGGAUCUUCACGAAGAACUAACUCAGUGGUACGAGAAAAUACAAGCCUUUGACAACGAAUGCCAUCUGCUGUGCCCUCGUAUCAACGACGAAGACAACGAAAACUACAGGAUCCAACAUGACCCUGAAUCGGCCAUCUCGGAAGAGGAAAAGACGAAACGAAUCGAACAAGGACGAGCGCGCCUAGAAGUUACGUACUGGAACUGCUUGAUCUUUGGAUUUGAUCUAGACAGCCAAGGGAAAUGGGGGAAGCAGCUUGGAGACCGGCUCAACACCUGCCUAAAGCACUGCGCAGACUGUGUCUACAACUGGCACAUGAACCGCCGACCUCUUCUGCAACAGUUCCAGGAUCGGUGGAGUGAAGAUGUUGCCGCCGAAAUCAAGUCCAUGCUCGAAGGCAAAGAUAUCACGCGGAUCGACUUGAGUUUGCAAUGGGCCAAGAAAACUAUCGAGACUAUCGUAGCAACCUAUUCUACCUUCAAGAAGUCACAACUUGGCGAACAUUUGUCAGAGGUCCACAUUGCUGUUUAUGAGGCGUUGUGUUGCAUGCCUUACAUGGAGGAUCCAGAGCGACGAACUACAUUUCAAUUUGUUUUCCAGCGCCUCCAAGGAAAGAGUGGCCUCAAACUUGGAACCAAGGAGCCCCUGCCGGGAAUGACAUACUUCAUCUUCGAUCUCAGGAACCAAGACCGACGCACAUGGGCAACAAGCAACUAUCAGAAUCUCGACAGCAACUCCAUGACGCUCGAUCAAUUCGACUGGGCUGUUAGUGGUGGCCUCUCAAGAGCCAUUGACGAUAUCAGCAGAAGAGAUCCGCUCGUCCCAGAGUCAUGGCCCGACAUUGAGCAGUUCUGGCAAAGCUUCACAGAAAUAAUGAGAACGCUGAGUGCAGAUGUCAUCCUUCAACGCCUACGGAACCUAGAGCUCAAGCCCGGGAGUUUAAGUACAUACGACCUUCUCUUUCGUCACAUUCAGGAUUGUCCCGCAGAAAGUGUCUUGGUUAGCAACAUCAUUGUCUUGACAAAUUUCUUCAAGAAAGCGCCCAGGGCCUUUUGGGACGUCAUUGGCGAUGCUCGGCCUACUGUUAUCCCUGAUCUAGUCUUGAAAAGUCGAGUCUACAAGAACUUACUCCGUCAAUCACUGGACAACUGCUGGACAGGCUUUGACAGUGGCGCAUCCGACGCACCGUUUCCUACCUCGUGGGUUAACCCAUGGCUACAGUCUAUCCAGCGUGAUCAUAGAUAUGACGCUUGUGAUGGCUUUAUGCACACUCUACUCGAGACACUUGCCAAGGACCAGACUAUAGGAGAACCAGGUCGUGCAGCCUGCGUUCGAGCUGGGUUCGAUGCAUUGCAGCUCACUAUGUCUACAUUUGUUGAUCAGGAGACCAAAAUCGGUGCCGGUACCACUCACCUCUACGCUUGUUGCGCAUUUAACCUACCCAUGAAAUACAAAGACCUCAUCCUCCGAAACCUGCGUGCACCUGGACAAGAACGGGAGGGUUGGCAGACCUUCCAAGUGGCAAACGCGGCCAGGAAGGCUAUGCAAACUGCCAUGAAACUCGAUAUGAAGAUAUUUGCAGAGGAGUAUUCAGCAUGUCUCGAUGGAAAACAGCUUCAGGCAGCCGUCAUCAGGGACUCUAAGGUUUUCUGGCAAGGUGUUGUUGAGAUGUUUGAUGUGUCAAGUGAGCAGAUCGACCUCGCUAAAGAUAUCAUUUUGUCCUUGGAGCCACUGGUUGGUGUUGAGCAAGUCAGAGCUCUGAAGGGUAAUGAUCAAUUGAGUGACUCGAGCAAGAACUUCAACAAAUCCCUAAGCGAAACAGUGGAUAUCCUUGGAAAUCUACUCGGUCGUGUAUCGGAAUUGGACGCCACAGACUUGAAUACUCUUUUCAAUGACCGACUGGCGUUUCAGGGAACUAUAGCGCUAUCGACUCAUGGAGAAUCGGCGCUUGCUGAAGCAGCUUCUGAAUUGCUUAAAAGCUGGACUGGAGAAUUAUCCCAGAGUGGCGCUUUUGAACAGAUGUCCCAGCUUCACCCCGACCAAACGCUGUCGUCCAUAGUAUGGGCCUUAGAACGAGUUCUGAAACCGCCCUACCCCUGGGGACCUAUUCGGCCUAUUCUCAACAUGAGUAGAGACAUUCUUCGCGGAUUGACUGAUCCGAUAUCUGGAGUUCUGCGAGUCAAAACACUUGAGCCUAUGUCAGCUGCUAAAGUCUUGCGGUGGUGGAACGAACAAUGGCGGUUUGUGUCUAUAGCAUGCAGGAAUAUCGAUGGAUGGUCUCGAUACAUCCAGAACGCUGUCAUGACAGAGUUUUGUCGAGAGAUCAUGGAACUCGCUGAAGCUUUGGUUGCGGAAGACGGCUUGAUUACUUCUGCCAUCUCCAAGGCGCUCAGCAGGAGUGAGGAAGACACUAUGACUUCAAUCCUUGGUGCACCGAAACAGUACUUUUCUGGCAUGGAAAUCAUGAUCCGUCUGAAGGACAAGUGGCUUGUUGAUGUUACCGUAAGAGUCAUCUGCAAAAUCCUGACCCGACUCCGGGAAAACAAGCUUGAAAUUGCCCCAGCAUCCCGCAAGCUCAUCACCGAUGCCUGCUUACCUACUAAUAUCCCUGGAAAGUAUGUUAGGUCGACCAAUAUGACCGACCAACAACGAGCAGAGCUCCUUCAAGCUCUUGGACAAUCGGACGAGGAGGUGCAAAUCUUCCAGCUGGGAUUCGCUGAGAAGGGACCACCAUCGUCUAAACCCAAAGAUACUGUCAAGAAGCAGAGCAAGAUCGAUGCUUGGUCAAAAUCUGGGACCUCAUCCAGUGGCACUAUCACAACCCCAUCAUCCAGAUCUAACCGUGAUGAUGUGCAUGACCUUAGUAGAUCUAUCGACAGUCCCAUACUCAAGCAGCUGGACGCCCAGAAAGCUAGGGAACAGGCAAGAGCCAAAUCAAAGACCAACGCUAUGCUCAAGUCUAAGUCGAAGGUACCUGACCAGAAAGCUAUCUCCGCUCUGAAAGAGAGUAGACAGAAGGAGAAGCUUGAAAAGCAGAAGCGUGAUGCUGCAGCCAUUGCGAAGGCUAAGGCUCUCAGAGGAGAGACUGUACCUGGUGAGGGCUCAGGCUUGCUUGGUCUCGGCCUCAGCGGCAAAGACCAUGGCAAGAGCGAGAUAAUGGUCAACAGUUCGGAUGAAGAAUCUGAUGAGGACGAAGAGGACGAAGAAGAAGAUGCCGAUAACGAACUCGCUGCCCUAAGCACCGGAGGUCUGAAGACUAUGGACGAGGCCGAGAAACGCCUUUCAAAAGCCAUGCAAGAUAUGAUUCGUAGACCGGUUAAGAAGGUUAGACAACAGCGCUCAGUCAAAGAGAUGAGAGCCAGACUGAUUCCGCCUAUGGACCGACUGCACAACACCAUCCUAUCUUGGGAUAUCUUCCAUGGCGGUAACGAUCCCCCGAAGGGCCCAGUUGCAUCCGAGGUUGCUACCAAGUAUUCAAACCCCAAAACUUAUCAAGACACCUUCUUUCCACUACUAGCCUCAGAAGCCUGGCGGUCUUUCGUCACAGCCAAGGAUGAGAUAACAUCCCAAGCCUUCGGCAUGAAGAUUGCAAGUCGUGCUAGCGUCGACAGCUACCUGGAGGCGACGUUCACGAUGCCCGUGGUUCAGAAUCGGGAACGUGGUGUUUCUGAGGGGGAUAUUCUCCUCGUUUCCGAAGCUGAAAAUCCGUUGGGAGACCAGACAGCUCGACAUUGUUUGGCCAGAGUUCAUCGUAUCACCUACAAAAGAGAGUUGAUCGAGAUCACAUACCGUGUGGCUUCUCGAAACAACCCUAUGACACAGGUACUGACCCCUAACGUAAGCGUGUUUGGAGUGAAAAUUACCAACAUGACUACAAUCGAGCGAGAGUAUGCUGCUCUGGAAAGCUUGCAGUAUUACGAUCUGAUGGACGAGAUUCUGAAUGCGAAGCCGUCUCCUAUUCUUCGAUAUGAUGAGGCGAAGGUCAGCAACUGCAUGCAAAACUAUUCCCUGAACCAUGGACAAGCUAUGGCUGUUUUGGGUGCGCACGACAAUGAUGGUUUCACUCUUAUUCAGGGUAGUCCACCUGGUACUGGAAAAACCAAGACCAUCGUUGCCAUGGUUGGCACUUUACUCUCUGAACAACUCAGCCAAGCUGGCAAUCAAGGUAUCCCUGUGGGUGUCCCUCUACGACCAAGUGGCCCACAGACGGCAAUCAACCAAAAGCGAUCCAAAAAGCUUCUUGUUUGCGCGCCCAGCAACGCUGCUGUAGACGAACUAGUACUGCGACUGAAGGCUGGAGUCAAGACAAUAUCAGGCAAGACCAAGAAUAUCAACGUGUUACGACUUGGUCGAAGCGACGCUAUCAAUGCCGCUGUAAGAGAUGUGACUCUGGACGAACUUGUCAAGGCCCGUAUGGAGAGUGACCAAACCAAGGACAAGGCCAAGGCCGACCGUGAUAAGCUUCAUGAGAAUGCUGGAAAGAUCAAAGAGCAACUAGCAGUCCUUCGACCUCUCAUGGAAGCAUCAAAAGGCCACGAGGACCGAACGACUUACAACAAGCACUCCCGAGAGUUUGAUGCGUUGAAACGACGUCAGAUGGACAUCGGAAAGCAAAUCGAUGCCGACAAGAGCAGCGGCAAUUCGGUAGCUCGAGAGAUGGAACUACGUCGCCGACAAGUCCAGCAAGAAAUCUUAAAUAAUGCCCAAGUACUAUGCGCUACUCUGAGUGGUAGCGGCCACGAAAUGUUCCGAAACCUGGAUGUCGAAUUUGAAACGGUCAUCAUUGACGAAGCUGCUCAGUGUGUAGAGCUGAGUGCCCUGAUCCCCCUCAAGUAUGGUUGCUACAGGUGCAUUCUUGUCGGCGACCCCAAACAGCUACCCCCCACAGUCCUCUCCCAGUCCGCGGCGAAAUUUGGUUACGACCAAAGUUUGUUUGUCCGGAUGCAACAAAACCACCCCGACUGGGUUCACCUGCUGGACAUGCAGUACCGUAUGCACCCUGAAAUUAGCAUGUUCCCUAGUCGUGAGUUCUACGAAGGGCAACUUGCUGAUGGCCAAAACAUGCAUGAACUCCGACAACAGCCAUGGCAUCAGAGUGCGCUACUUGGGCCUUACCGCUUCUUUGAUGUACAAGGUGUCCAGGCGCGAGGUCACAAGGGACAAUCUCUAGUCAACACCAAGGAGCUGGAUGUCGCCAUGCAAAUGUACGAUCGCUUCAGCAACGAAUACGGCGAGUGCGACCUGACAGGCAAAAUUGGUAUCAUCACACCCUAUAAAGCCCAGCUCUAUGAGUUGAGGAACCGUUUCCGAUCGCGAUAUGGUGAGAGCAUCACGGACAUUAUCGAGUUCAACACGACAGAUGCAUUUCAGGGUCGUGAAUGUGAGAUUAUCAUCUUCUCAUGUGUUCGUGCCAGUUCUACAGGUGGUAUUGGUUUCAUGACUGACAUCCGGCGUAUGAAUGUCGGUCUGACUCGUGCUAAGUCGUCCCUUUGGAUUCUUGGAGACUCGAGAGCACUUGUUCAAGGCGAGUUCUGGAAAAAGCUCAUCGAAGAUGCUCAAUCCAGAGAUCGGUAUACGAAGGGUGACAUCUUGUCGAUGUUCAGGAAACCUUUGGAAAAGGCUAGGCCUGGUACUUACCUUCCGCCACCUAAAACCCAAGACCGAGAGGUUGUGAUCCGAGAUGCAUCACACGUAAUGUCCUCGGUGUCUUCUUCUCGGUCGAAUUCGCCGAAUAGCGUCGCAGCUCAGAAAUCAACACCCGCACCACAGAUACCUGGCAUUGGAGGAAGUGAAGAAGCAGAAAUUGUACCGCGGUCUGCUGGACCCCCUGUUAUUCAUACGCCAAGCACAUCUGGGGGAGAAAUAAAGAAGCGGCCACACGAGGGGCAGGAGACAAAUCAGCCAUUGUCCAAGAGGAUAGCGAGUGACACUAAAGUUCGAGGCAGCGGUCUCAUGAGCAAAUUUGGGCAGAAGCCGCCCCGGCCGCCCAGGCCCCCCACAGAUCCUUCGGCAAUGUCAGUGAUGGGAUUGGUGCCUCCCGAAAGACCACCUCCUGCUUCUAUACCUACUGGCCCGAAAAUCCCGACUGAGUCUCCAAAUCAAGACCACCGACAGUCUUUGGAUGGAAAUCGCCAGCAAGCCAGACGUCCACCUGGUCCACCACCGCCAUCUCGGAAGAAGGCCAAGCCAAGUCUCUUCGUACCAAAGAAACGGUAA
Messenger RNA from Fusarium venenatum, 6216 nucleotides. NCBI's taxonomy places the organism in Eukaryota, Fungi, Ascomycota, Sordariomycetes, Hypocreales, Nectriaceae. The record is from RefSeq and is a predicted model, not a curated record.